GGCUGAUUUGCUUAGAUCCAAGCCUGGCCAUCUUCGCCAGCAAGAUCCUAAGGAUCGCUGUCACCUGGUAGCAAAACCAACAACAACCGCGAAAGCUUAGCGCUACUGGGAUAAUCCAAGGGAAGCAGAGGCAAAGGCUUACAGAAGAAAAGAAGAGAAAAUGGCAGGGAAAAAAGUAUUAAUCGUCUAUGCCCACCAAGAGCCUAAAUCAAUGAACGGGUCUUUAAAAACUAUUGCGGUGGAAGAACUGAGUAAGCAAGGCUGCAGUGUCACUGUUUCUGACCUGUAUGAAAUGGAGUUUGAACCACGGACAACAAGAAAGGAUAUAGUUGGCGAUUUAUACAACCCAGAACAGUUUAAUUAUGGAGUCGAGGCCUGGGAAGCUUGCAAAAAUGGGUGUCUAUCUGAAGAUUUGAUUGAGGAGCAGAGGAAAGUAAAAGAAGCCGACUUGGUGAUUUUCCAGUUUCCUUUGUAUUGGUUCAGUGUGCCAGCGAUCAUGAAAGGCUGGCUGGACCGAGUCCUGGUCCAAGGAUUCGCUCAUGAUUUCCCGAAAUGUUUUGAGUCUGGGCUACUCAAGAAUAAACAAGCCUUACUUUCAUUUACCACUGGAGGAGACAAAGAGAUGUAUUCAAAAGGAGGUGUCACUGGGGAUAUCCGUCAUUCUCUGUGGCCCAUGCAGCAUGGAAUAUUGCAUUUCUGCGGCUUCAGCAUCCUUGCUCCGCAGAUCUGCUAUGCGCCAGAGUCUGUGGCAGAGGAGGAGAGAGUUCAGAUGCUGACUUCGUGGGUGAAACGGCUAAGGACCCUCUGGGAAGAGAAACCUAUAGACUGCACUCCUGAGUGGUACUAUAAGUAACAUUUGAGUGGAAGUAUCAGAGAUGCAAGUAUUUUUUCCACUUCCUUUUCUCUUUUUUUGCUUUCCUCUGACUUCAUUAGCGUCCCCACACUUCAUUGCAUGAAAGGAAUAAGCAAAACUGGGUAGAAUCAGAGGCAUGGCCUCAUGUAUAAACCAUUCCCUUUUUUAUGCAAACCCAUUUCCUUGACUUCAAGGCUGUGGCAGAAAAUCAAUUAUUCUGUGCCAGUCAAAGAAAAAACAGUGCAGUUUAGGUUCUGUGCUUCACGCUUGCAGCUUUGUGCCUUCAUGUUUCAGGGAGCUUCUGAUGUUGUGAAUUUGGGGCUGUUUUGCCAAUUCCGCAUGCCAAUAUUCUGAAUUUGGGGUUAUUUUGGUUUUUCAGUUUAGCAUGUGAAAUCGGUACUUUCACAACAUUUUUAAAGUUUUAAAUUGAUCUUUGUAUACUAUGGUUUUACCUGUGAACUGCCCAGAGAGCCUUGGUUGUUGGGCAGUAUAAAUAUGUAUUUAAAUAAAUAAAUAAAUAAAUAAAUAACGUUGCCUCUGUGAAUAAAAUUGAACAAAAUGUUCUCUUCUUGGGACAUUCUUUGUUUGUG
Messenger RNA from Elgaria multicarinata webbii, 1443 nucleotides. It is a transcript of the gene NQO2, whose product is annotated as N-ribosyldihydronicotinamide:quinone dehydrogenase 2. Lineage: Eukaryota; Metazoa; Chordata; Lepidosauria; Squamata; Anguidae. The coding region runs from base 161 to 853 and encodes 230 amino acids. The record is from RefSeq and is a predicted model, not a curated record. Gene Ontology annotation, molecular function: NAD(P)H dehydrogenase (quinone) activity. Gene Ontology annotation, cellular component: cytosol. The transcript is spliced from 8 exons.